AUGCUCAAGCAUGUGAAAGAAGUGACUAAUUUUAUAAAUAUUUCUCAAACUCGUAAUAUGCCUUUUGCGGAGACUGUUCACAAUAGUUCUGAAACCGACUCAAAAAAAACUAGACUGCCGGAUGUUUGUCGAACUAGAUGGGUUGAACAUAUUAAGGGUUUGAGCACUUUUGAAGAUCUGUUCAUUCCUGUUUUCAACUUGCUUGAUGAUAUGACAAAUGGAAAAUACAAUCCUUCUCUUCGUACUGAUGCAUCCGAUUUGCUUUCGCUUAUUUCUGAUUUUGAGUUUGUUGCAAUUAUGGUUAUUACCAGAAAUAUUUUUGACAUAACUCUUCCUGCAACACAGCUUUUGCAAGGCAAGAGUAUUGACGUAAUGGAAGGUAUUGAAUUGGUCUCUUCUUUGAAGACUAGUGUUGUUAAU
Messenger RNA from Paramuricea clavata, 420 nucleotides. NCBI's taxonomy places the organism in Eukaryota, Metazoa, Cnidaria, Anthozoa, Malacalcyonacea, Plexauridae. The record is from the annotation of a GenBank genome assembly.